Chaetomium globosum CBS 148.51 is the source of this 2343-nucleotide messenger RNA. RefSeq lists its product as uncharacterized. Gene Ontology annotation, cellular component: TRAMP complex; nucleolus. Gene Ontology annotation, biological process: RNA 3'-end processing. The record is from RefSeq and is a predicted model, not a curated record. Lineage: Eukaryota; Fungi; Ascomycota; Sordariomycetes; Sordariales; Chaetomiaceae. Gene Ontology annotation, molecular function: poly(A) RNA polymerase activity; mRNA binding. The transcript has 3 exons. Bases 1 to 2343 code for a protein of 780 amino acids.
AUGCCACAUAACUCCCGAUACCGGUCGAAUGGGAAGAACCAUCUCCCGCCACGCGAAUAUCGCAACGACCACGACUCGAGGAAUCGGAAUGGUCCGCCCCCCCGGGACGCCUAUCGGGCGCCUUCGUAUUCCAGCCGGUAUGAGCACAAUCCCGGCGAACGGUGGCCCCGCGAUGGCCUACCUCCUCCAUCCGCGAAUUAUCGUGGCCCGCCUGCUGGGGACAAUUACCGGCUGCCGCAAAGCGACUUUACUUUUCAGGUCGACAAGCCUGCCGGUGUCCAAAAUGCCGACACGUAUCGGCCGCAAGGCAACAGUAAACAUCACAAUGACCGACAUGAACCUCAUUCUCCCGAUCGCGACGACCGGCCUUUAAAAAGAACCCGGCGCUCGAACAACCGCUCCUCCAGGAACGACAGCAGCGCCCGGCCGGUUCAGAACAAUAAACAUGGCCGGAACUUCGGUAAUCGGCCGUGGCGACCUUUCGUCCCCGCAGAGCGCGAGUUAUUGAAGACUGACCACGACAACAACAACAACACAGAGGUUGCUUUCUACAACACAUCAGGCGGUGUAACUUAUCGACCCCUUAAUGAGCUCUCCGAUAGCGACGAGGCUGAGAUGGAUAUCUCGGGAGAUGAAGAGGCGGGAUCGACUGAAGAACCGACGGGCAAGCGCGCUCGUUCAGCCAUCGAACAAUCGACCUCAGACAACAAUGUGCCAAAAUGGUCCAAUCCUGACCCUUACACGGCCCUGCCUCCCGAGACUGCAACGCAAGGGAAGAAGAAAGACGUUGUGCGAAUGAUUCGCAAGUCUCGGGUCCAGGAGAAUGAAGUUAGGAGUUCGUUGCCUUCAGGGGAGGCCGACUUUAUUUCCUUCGACUCUGACAGCGACGCGACUGACGAGCAUGAGGACGACCAGGGACAGGAAUCCGCGGUGAGGGCGGUUUCACCCGUUGCUCGUAUCGUACCUGUCUCGGAACUAAACCUCCAGUUACCUCCGAGACCCCCAAAGCCUGGAAAGGGCCCGGCGCUUUUGCCUGACCCCACGCCCUCUGCUCUGGGAAGUCGAAAACGGACUCAUGACGAUGAGAUCAAGAUGCCACACACGAGGCUUAAGAAGGCAACCAAGGCUCCGCCAGGGGGAGGGAUCACGAAAGAAUGGGUCCCGGAUCCCGAGUUAGAUUCUACUCCAUGGAUGGAAGUAGACCACUCGAGGUCCGCCAACAUGGCUGUCUGGCUACACAAGGAAGUGGUCGACUUCUACGAGUACAUCAAACCCAGAGACUUCGAGGAGCGCCUGCGCGGCGAACUGGUCCGGGAUCUGAAGCAGUUCUGCCGUAAAGUGUUUCGGGACGCUGAAAUGUAUCCCUUUGGCUCCUUUCCCUCGGGUCUCUACUUACCCACAGGCGAUAUGGAUAUGGCUUUCAUGUCUGACGGGUACAUGAAGGGCGGUGUUCCCAAGUACUCCACCAAGAACACUCUUUAUCGGCUCCGGGGACAACUGAUGAACCACAAGGUGGCCUGGGAGGAUGAAAUUGAGGUCAUCCCUAGUGCCAAGGUGCCUCUGGUCAAGUUCAUUGAACACAAGACCGGCCUCAAAGUUGACGUUUCUUUCGAGAACAACUCGGGCGUGACGGCUAUUGCCACAUUCAAGGCAUGGAGGGACCGGUACCCGGGCAUGCCGGCGUUAGUCACGUUGGUCAAGCAUUUUCUACUAAUGCGCGGCCUAAAUGAGCCCGUCAACGGAGGUAUCGGGGGAUUCUCAGUCAUCUGCUUGGUAGUGAGUAUGCUGCAAAUGAUGCCUGAAGUGCAGAGCGGCAACCUAGAUACGAGACAUCAUCUCGGCCAGCUUCUUCUUCACUUUUUCGACCUCUACGGCAAUAAGUUCAACUACCAGACCGUCGCCAUCAGUUUGAAUCCCCCGCAUUGGAUUCCAAAGCACCAAGUGACGGAGUUCGCUUACAAGAACCACAACCGGCUCUCCAUCAUUGACCCGAACAACCCGGCAAACGACAUCUCUGGAGGCUCCAGCAAUACAAACAAGAUCCUGGCUCACUUUGCGAACGCACACCAGGAACUCACCAAGCGCAUGGCACAACUAUCGCAAGACCCGAAUAGGGCUGGGCAGAGCAUCCUAAAGGUAAUUAUCGGCGGGAACUACUCUAGCUUCGAAAAUCAGCGCAACUACCUUGAGCUACUAGCCAAGCAGGGCUACCGGCCGGCAAUGGGGCAAGGCAACCGGUCGUCGGACCGGAACCGUGACCAGGGCCACUGGCCGGCGAGGAACCAGGCUGCACCGCAGCGACCCCCUCAAGGCAGGAGCGAUGGCAACCGUAGGAGGAGGUGA